Molecule: messenger RNA, 999 nt
Organism: Limanda limanda (common dab)
Lineage: Eukaryota; Metazoa; Chordata; Actinopteri; Pleuronectiformes; Pleuronectidae
Product: P2Y purinoceptor 2
Exons: 1
Coding region: 1-999 (332 amino acids)
Biological process (GO): G protein-coupled receptor signaling pathway
Cellular component (GO): plasma membrane
Molecular function (GO): G protein-coupled receptor activity
Source: RefSeq, a predicted model, not a curated record
AUGACGUCUGAGGUGGUUUCCUCACAGCUUGUAAACGGCAGUAAUAAUUCUGGAUCUUGUAAGGAGGAGAGCCAGCACAUGUCCCUCAUCGUCCUCCUGUGCCUUGUCUUCUUCUUGGGCUUCCUCCUCAACGCCUUCAGCCUCUGGGUCUUCUGGUUCCGGAUGCCCCGCUGGACCUGUGGAACAACACUGCAGUUCCACUUGGCCCUCAGCGACGCCAUCGCGACCCCAGUCACUCCAAUGAUGGCGGUAUACUUCGUUAUGGGCAACGAAUGGCCCUUUGGACGGUUCCUGUGCCAGGUCAACAUCGCUCUGCUCAGUUCACAUUUCUACGGCAGCAUCAUAUUCCUCACUCUCAUCAGUAUUCAUCGGUACACAGCUGUGGUGCACUUCAGCAAAAGCUCAUGUAUGAAACGAAAGCCGUUUGUCAAGAAGCUGUGUGCAGGAGUUUGGUUUGUGAUGCUGAUCCAGGCUCUGGUCUAUGCUUUUGUGCUUCAUUCCAGCAAAGAAAACGGAAGCAAACAGUGUCUCUCCAUCCAUCAGAAGAACCUGACCAACACCUACUUUGUCAUUAACUUUGUCCUGUUCAUCUGUGGGUUCUUGCUCCCUUUCGGCGUGUCUGUUGUGUGCUACACCCUUCUGGCAGACUCCUUAACUCGCCUCAACAUUAGCACAGCUCAAGGUCUGAAGAUCAAGGUGAAAUCUAAGAGGAUGAUAGGCAUGUGUCUGGUGAUAUUCGGGCUGUGUUUCCUGCCUCUGAACGUGAUACGAACUGUGGGAGUGGUACUUAAGAAAAACUACCCGCUCAACUGCCACCUUCUCCUGCAGAUUGAGAAGGCGUAUUAUGCCUGCUGGAUCCUAGCAGGAGUGAACAGCUGCCUGGAUCCACUGUUGUACUGUUUUGGUUCUCAAAACUUCCGAGACAUAUUUAAGUCUCUAAGAAUUGUGCAGGGAGAUGCUCCAAACAGGAGUGAUUCAGAAAUGUUUGCGAAUCAGUAG